Molecule: messenger RNA, 297 nt
Organism: Linum tenue
Lineage: Eukaryota; Viridiplantae; Streptophyta; Magnoliopsida; Malpighiales; Linaceae
Source: the annotation of a GenBank genome assembly
CUGCCUUUCCUCGGCGAGACGCUCGACUUCCUCUCCACCGGAUGGAAAGGCCGUCCCGAAAAGUUCGUGUUCGACCGCGUCACCAAGUUCUCGUCCGAGGUCUUCAAGACCAACAUCGUCGGCAAGCCCGCCGUGCUCCUGGCCGGAGCUGCCGGGAACAAGUUCCUUUUCUCCAACGAGAACAAGCUCGUGGUGGCCGGACUCCGUCAACAAGAUCUUCCCCUUCACGCAGAACAGCUCGUCGGUCGACGAGUCCCGCUGGAUCCGGAAGCUCCUCCCCCACUUCCUCAAAGCUGA